Molecule: messenger RNA, 343 nt
Organism: Staurois parvus
Lineage: Eukaryota; Metazoa; Chordata; Amphibia; Anura; Ranidae
Source: the annotation of a GenBank genome assembly
UCAUGCUGCUGCCAGGUCCAGAGUGUCUCUCAUGGGUCCCUGUACGGCCUCCCAUUGCUGCUGUCUCCAUCGCCACACUCUGCCAUGUGCCACUUUUCAGGUCUCCUCACACUGCUGGUGUGUUCCAUUUUGUCAUAGGGUGCUGGCAGAUUACGGGCCUCCCAUUGCUGCUGCCAGGCCCGUAAUCUGCCAUGGGCCCCUGUACCGCCUCCUCAUGCUGCUGCCAGGUCCAGAGUGUCUCAUGGGUCCCUGUACGGCCUCCCAUUGCUGCUGUCUCCAUCGCCACACUCUGCCAUGUGCCACUUUCAGGUCUCCUCACACUGCUGGUGUGUUCCAUUUUGUC